GUUCUGCAGAUGAUCGGAUUGCUGUUGGCCGUCUUUCGGUUCUGGUUCCGGUAUCGAAUACAACGGCUGUGGUGGGAAGACGCUUGGACGUUUGCCGCCUUCCUCUUCGCGAUCAUUUACCCAAUGGGAACUUGGUUGUAUGUGCAUUGUGGUACACAACACAUUUGGUGCUUCGGAGGACUGAAACCGACCUCGACGGUCGGGUUUUGGAUAUCCAGUUUCUCAUUCAACCCGGUGAUAUGGCUCGUGCGCCACAGUACAUUAUUCUCGGUGGCACGAAUUAUCAAUCCGUCCCUGACACUGCGAAGAAUGGUGCUGGGAAUAGGCUUGGUAUUUUUCCUGUUGUUUAUCUCCUUCAUGGCGGGAAAACUGUGGUACUAUUGCUAUGACUUGAGCUGGACGAACAACACGCUGUUCUUUGGAAACCCACUCCUCCCUUUGAGCACUAGGUUGGCUAUCUUUGAACUGACGACUGAUCUCGUCACCGAUGCAAUCCUUAUUACUCUGCCCAUAAAGCUCCUGUGGAGCGUCAAACUACUGACUCGACAGCGACGGAUGAUCCUAUUGAUUUUCGCCUCGGGCAUCAUGGUCACGCUCGCUGCUAUUUUCCGUGCCACAUGUCAACUCUUGGACCUUAGUCUGAUUAUCAAUCUAGCCAUGGAUGUUGAGGUCGCAUUGUCUAGCAUCAUGUGCAACUUACUCGUUUUCGUGACGUUCCUCUACCGUUAUGGCCUUUCAGCUUGCCACUCCCCCUCGACCAUAUUUGAUGAGGACGAUGAUUAUACCACGCCGGACCGACCACGCCAGACCACCCAGUUUCUAACGACAGUCGAAGUAGUCAGCUUGGGGUACUACUCUUCAGAGAACGUGGGGUCUACAUGGGACCGAUGGAUGCAUGAGCAACGCACCCUCUGGCAUGUCAGACACACACAUCUCCUCAGAACAGGGAUCCGAAAAAACGUGGAGUUGAUACCAUCUUAUCCCCACUCAUGUCUGCCGCCUCUCCCUAAUUUAUUUAUCCACUUUGACCUUGACAUGCGACUAACUCUUGGGGUUUUACCGCACAUUAUCACAUACCUACUGUCCCUCUUUGCGGCACCAGCGUAUUGCCUCGAUAACUCUGCGUUCUUGGAUGUAUUCAAACCCAUAUCACACAUUAAUGAGCCCGUCCCUCGUGAUCUUGAGUGUGAAAUCUGA
Molecule: messenger RNA, 1197 nt
Organism: Pisolithus orientalis
Lineage: Eukaryota; Fungi; Basidiomycota; Agaricomycetes; Boletales; Pisolithaceae
Exons: 5
Coding region: 10-1197 (395 amino acids)
Source: RefSeq, a predicted model, not a curated record